Molecule: messenger RNA, 2598 nt
Organism: Orbilia oligospora ATCC 24927
Lineage: Eukaryota; Fungi; Ascomycota; Orbiliomycetes; Orbiliales; Orbiliaceae
Exons: 2
Coding region: 1-2598 (865 amino acids)
Biological process (GO): chromatin remodeling; regulation of transcription by RNA polymerase II
Cellular component (GO): nuclear chromosome; SWI/SNF complex; nucleus
Molecular function (GO): transcription coregulator activity
Source: RefSeq, a predicted model, not a curated record
AUGCUAGCAAUUGGGCCCUCCAUGCAGCAGCAUAGUCCCACACCCCCGGGCUCACAGCAGCACCCACAGCAGCAGCAGCAGCAACCAUCCUCCACCAACCCUUCCCCCCAUCCUCCGUCAUAUCAAUUUGCUCAUCCACCUCCUUCUUCUCAUCCGCACUCCUAUCCGCCGUCGUCUGCUUCGUCGAUAUCUGCGACAAAUCCGCUCAUCGCAGCAUCCGGUUCAACACACGGUACCCCCUACAUUCAUCAUCAACAACUUCCUACAACAUCAUCCUCAUCGUCGCCAAAUCUCAGCAAUUCUUCUAUACCGCAUGCUGCCAUCCCUCACUCAUCUUUCAACUCCUUAGGUCCCGGAAAUGUUUCACCAUUGCCUCCGACUAAUGGAUUCGCGAAUCAAUCAUCUACAAGAUCCACACCCGUGCCAGAUCCUUCACUCGCCUCUCCCAUCAAAUCCCAGACACCAAAUCCUCCGACAGCCACCUCAUCGCCUAAACUUUCGGUCGAGGAGUUGAAAGCUAGGGCGAAAUCGAAGGGCAAACAGCCGGCAUCUGCGAGGCACUCGCCUGUCCUUAAAGAGGAGGAUGCAGCCGACGAUGCAGCCGACAAGUCUGACGGUGGAAGCUCCUCAAAUUCUCCUAAUAAUUCUCCGAAGAAGCUGUCUAAGAAGAGGCCAACCCAAAAAGAGCUUCUCCUUGAUCAAUAUGUCAACCGGGACUUGCUCCAUGCGGCUGCUCUAUCAUCCCAAUCACACGCUCAUCUCGACUUAAUACGGUCAAAACGCCGUGAAAUCGAAUCGUAUAAGUUACUACGGGAAGAAAGGAGAGCCAAUCCAGCGUCGGUCUUCGGUUACGGAUAUCAGGGUUAUGGGAACGCGUUCACAGAUGGAAAAACGAGAAUAUUGUAUCCUGUAGAAAGGAAACGACCUGGUGGCAGGAGAGCGAGAGAGUUGCAAAUAAGCCGCUCAGCUAUGAAGCAGCAGGCUGAAACAACGGACGACUUAUUGCCAAUCCGAUUAGACGUCCAUCAUGACAAGAUACGGCUACGAGAUACGUUUUUGUGGAACUUGCACGAGCGAUGCAUACCGAUCGAGCUAUUUGCAGAACAUCUAGUAGAAGAUUACCAUCUUCCGAUCUCGCACGGUCUGGUUGCCGCUAUCUCAAAGCAGAUUGUGGAUCAAGUUACCGACUAUCAUCCUCACAUUUUCCUCGAAGAUACCGCGUUAGACCCUCAGCUGCCAUAUUCUGCCUACAAGAAUGACGAUAUGAGGAUCCUGAUCAAAAUUAACGUUACAAUCGGAGAACAUACACUGACUGACCAAUUCGAGUGGGACGUCAAUUGCCCGGAGAACUCACCUGAAGAAUUCGCACAAUGCCUUACUAGGGAAAUGUCGCUUUCCGGGGAGUUUGCGACGGCGAUUGCCCAUCAGAUUCGGGAGCAGUCGCAGCUUUAUACGAAGUAUUUGUACUUUGUAGGGUAUCCCUUCGAUGGACGGCCGAUUGAAGAUGAGGAUCUGAGGAGCUCGGUUUUGCCUUCCCCCUUGAACUCAGUAUUACGGCCGGCACAGCAGGUGAGGGAGUUCACCCCUCAACUAUGGAUCAUACCAGAGCUAGAGCUUGAACAACAAGAGCGGAAACAAUCGCGAGAAGCCCGGAAGAACAAGCGGCGACUGAAUAGACGUGGUGGACCUGCCCUCCCUGAUCUCAAAGAUGUUCCCAAAACUCGACGGACCCAAAUUGUAUCGACAAUCCUUCCCGGAGCAGUUGAAAAGGCAUCGGAUAUGAAAAUCUAUAAGGAUAAGAUUCCCGGAGAGUCUGAAUCCGAAUCUGAGGAUUCUGAACCACCAUCGCCACAGCAGACGCCGCACCUCCUCUCGACGAUGACAAGGCGACAGCGUACUGCCGCUGUCGCAGCAGCGUCCGCAUUGAGAAACUCGGCAGCCCGAAGUGCUACGCCCGAAGUAAGCGGCGACUUCCACACACCGACACGCCACGUUCGGAGCAGUGCGCCGCAGUGGGAGCGAAGGCCGCAUUGCCCACCGGGAGCAGAUUCGAUAGUUGUCAAACUAAAGAUCGACCGCUCCAAACUACAAGAGUUUGAGAAUCAGAUUAGUAUGAUGGCGAUGCAGCAUCAGAUGCAAUCGAGGUCUCAAGGUCGGGGUCCGCUGGCACAGCCUCCAAUAACCCCGCUCCAGGCAACCCCGGUUGGUAUGAUGUACAAUACACCAAGCGGCCCACCACCACCUGCUCCAGAUUUUGGAAUGAUGCUUGGCCCAGUCGGACAAACCAAUGUUCCCGCAUGGGUUGAAAAUGGACUUGCGGCCUUACGACAGUCGUAUCCCAGCGACCAGUUUGAGGGUAUCAUGAGGCAGGUUGUGAUCGAUACAACCACCGGAAUAUCGGUACCCCACACCACACCCAUGAUCCCCGGCCGACAUAUCACAGAUUACACACCAAGGAUCCGUUGUGUAGAUUGUCCUGGAAAAUUAUACACACCCGGCCCUAAUGAGACCGUCGAAAACUUCGAGAUCCAUCUAAGGAACCGAUUGCAUCGGGAGCGGGUUGAGGCUAGAAUAAGAGGACUCCCAUACCCAUCGUGA